AUGCCUGAUCCUCACAGUCGCCCAGCGAAAGGGGCCUCCCGUCGCCUGCGCACUGGGAGCAGGACUACCGUGGCCUGCGUCAGCUGCAAGGAGAGGAAGCUGAGGUGUGAUGACCAAGCCCCCGCAUGCACAAAUUGCCAGAGAAAUAAGCUCGCCUGCCUCGUUGAGGACCCCGCAACUAAACGGCUCCAGCCACGAAACUAUACAGCGCUCCUGGAACAUCGCGUCAAGCUUCUCGAAUCUGCAGUACGGCAGCUUCAACCCGGCGUUGCUCAGUCCAGAGCCCGCGCUGCAGAAGGCGAUGGCCAUGAAGUCUCGGACCUCUGUUCAAUUAUGGGAGUGCUGAGUUUGAAUGCUGCUGGUGCUGAGCCACGGUUCUUAGGUUCAUCAUCGGCCUUUGCGUUUACGCGAUUCAUCAGUCCGUCGAUUCGGCAAUUGAUCCCGUCAAUAGCUCCUGAUCUCACAGGGAAUCGAGAUCAGACAGUAGCACCGGAGCCAUGUCUGCUACCAGAAUACAGCACGGCUGUCAGAUUGAGCAACGCGUAUUUCCAGAAUAUCCACCCGCAGUAUCCUUUCCUAGACGAGGCGACUUUUAGGAUUUGGGAGGCAGCGCUGAAAGACCCCGUCACUGCGAUGUCAAUUUAUUAUAAACCAGGCCCGCUAUUCUUCUUGAAUAUGGUAUAUGCUAUUGGUGCUCUGUUACUUCCGAGUCCGGGUUGCUCCCCAGAACAACUGUACGCCUCUGCGCUACUCUAUAUUGAUGAUAUAUUAUGCCACGACAACAUCGAGUCUAUACAGGUCCUUCUUUGCUGCGCUGCCUAUUCCCUAAGGUCGUCGCAGGGCACAUCCCAUUGGAAGCUCGCAGGGCAGGCUCUACGCCAAUGUGUCAACCUCGGUUACCAUCGCAGCUCAAAGCAUCUCCUAACAAACAUAUCCCCAAAGGAGCAAGAACUGCAGAAACAGGUCUUUUGGAGUGCAUACCAAAUGGAGUGUGCGGCCGCCGUCAUGUUAGGGCGGCCUUUGAGCUUGCGAUUUGAGGAUAUCGAUGCAGAGUUCCCAAAGGAAGAUGGCGAUCCAGAAUGUGAACCGAAGUCACCACCUACCAGUACGGUCAAGCAGCCUACGAUGAUGACCUAUGCCAACCACGCAUUCCGUAUCCGGUCCCUACAAGGCUGCACCCAAACCCAGGUCUAUUCCGAUACCACGCUCCAAGACCCCAAAAUUCGGCAAUCCCGCAUCAAUAAACUAUCUACCAUGCUCGACGACUGGAAAUCCUCCCUCCCCCCUCCCCGUUCUCCUCCUGAUACCGGCGCGCUGUCCUUCUUCACAACCCCAGACUGGUACCAGGCCGCCUACAACCACGCGAUCCUCCAUUUACACCGAGUCCAGCUGACGAAUAAAAAAGAGCCCGCAAGUGACGCAGUGGUCAUGAAAUGCCUCCACGCAGCAAAGGAGGUCUGCCACAGCUUCCGGCGCCAAUUCGUCGGCGGCCCAACCACGUACACCUGGAGUGCAUUGCACGAGUUAUUCAUAGCAGGGCUUACCUAUCUGUACUGCCUCUGGACAUCCGCCGUUGCGCGUACAGCUUCUAGGCUUGAUCAGGUCAGUAAUACCUGUACGGACUGUACGAUGGUGCUGGUGGUGUUUGCGGAGCGCUGGCGUGAUGCUGCACCUUAUCGCGAUAUCUUCCAGGCGUUGGCGAGUAGGACUAUUACGAUGAUUGCGGAUUCACCGAAUUACAGCAGUGAUGGGAUUAUAUCAGUUACUGAGGAUGAUCCAGGGGAUGUAAGCCAGUGGAUGGUUGAUAUUGCGGACACGGGUGUUUCUCUAGGAGCUGGUCAGUUAUUGAGUGAGUUCGUGGAUGGCCUUUCGCCUCGGUAG
Molecule: messenger RNA, 1881 nt
Organism: Aspergillus puulaauensis
Lineage: Eukaryota; Fungi; Ascomycota; Eurotiomycetes; Eurotiales; Aspergillaceae
Exons: 6
Coding region: 1-1881 (626 amino acids)
Biological process (GO): DNA-templated transcription; positive regulation of transcription by RNA polymerase II
Molecular function (GO): sequence-specific DNA binding; DNA-binding transcription factor activity, RNA polymerase II-specific; zinc ion binding
Source: RefSeq, a predicted model, not a curated record